This is a messenger RNA of Nezara viridula (southern green stink bug), 270 nucleotides long. NCBI's taxonomy places the organism in Eukaryota, Metazoa, Arthropoda, Insecta, Hemiptera, Pentatomidae. The record is from the annotation of a GenBank genome assembly.
AUGACGACACGCGACCAAGGUAUCACGGGUCUUCCACUCCAGAUGUCGCGAACUCCAGAAGUCGCGGACUCCAGUGGCCAAUGUGUCGCCGGUCCCCCUCCGUAUCUCCCUGACCCUGAUUUCUCCCGCGGUCAGAGUCUAUAUAAAGCAGGAGCAGUCCUACAUCCGUCGUCGACAUGCUGCCCUUCGGAUUCUUCCUCAUUCUCGUCUUCUCUGGAGUCUGCAGAACUGAGGUAUGUCUAUUUCUUACUGCGAUACGGAAGCUUGUAA